This is a messenger RNA of Carlito syrichta (Philippine tarsier), 936 nucleotides long. Its product is annotated as olfactory receptor 1N1. Gene Ontology annotation, biological process: G protein-coupled receptor signaling pathway. The transcript has a single exon. Gene Ontology annotation, cellular component: membrane. Gene Ontology annotation, molecular function: olfactory receptor activity; G protein-coupled receptor activity. NCBI's taxonomy places the organism in Eukaryota, Metazoa, Chordata, Mammalia, Primates, Tarsiidae. The record is from RefSeq and is a predicted model, not a curated record.
AUGGAAAACCAAUCCUGCAUCUCUGAAUUUUUCCUCCGAGGAAUAUCUGAGUCGCCAGAGCAACAGCAGUUACUCUUUGGAAUUUUCUUGUGUAUGUAUCUUGUCACCUUGACUGGGAAUGUGCUUAUCAUCCUAACUAUUGGCUCUGACCCACACCUCCAUACCCCCAUGUACUUUUUUUUAGCCAAUCUGUCUUUUGUUGACAUAGGUUUAACAUCCUCCACAGUUACCAAGAUGCUGGUGAAUGUACAGACUGGGCAUCAUACCAUCUCCUAUAUUGGUUGUCUCAUACAAAUGUAUUUCUUUCUGAUGUUUGGUGAUCUGGACAGCUUCUUCCUGGCUGUUAUGGCUUAUGACCGCUAUGUGGCCAUUUGCCAUCCCCUCUACUAUUCCACGGUCAUGAGCCCCCAAGUCUGUGCCUUGCUGCUUGUGUUGUGCUGGAUCCUCACCAACAUUGUUGCCCUGACUCACACCCUCCUCAUGACUCGGCUAUCUUUCUGUGUGGUUGGGGAAAUUGCUCACUUUUUCUGUGACAUCACUCCUGUCCUGAAGCUGUCAUGUUCUGACGCCCACAUCAAUGAGUUGAUGGUUUUUGCCUUAGGAGGUACAGUACUCAUCACCCCUUUUAUAUGCAUUGUCAUCUCCUAUGUUCACAUUGUAUCUGCUAUCCUGAAGGUCUGAAGCCCUGGUGGGAGGAGCAAGGCCUUUUCCACCUGCAGCUCCCAUCUCUGCGUUGUUUGUGUAUUCUAUGGGACCCUCUUCAGUGCCUACCUAUGCCCUCCCUCUGUUGCCUCUGAAGAGAAGGACAUUGCAGCAGCUGCAAUGUACACCAUAGUGACUCCUAUGUUAAACCCCUUUAUCUACAGCCUAAGAAACAAAGACAUGAAGGCAGCCUUAAAAAGACUCCUCAGUCACAGGAGAGUGUUUUCCUCUUAG